Messenger RNA from Lagopus muta (rock ptarmigan), 3289 nucleotides. It is a transcript of the gene TSNAX, whose product is annotated as translin associated factor X. Bases 1182 to 1946 code for a protein of 254 amino acids. Gene Ontology annotation, molecular function: RNA binding; RNA endonuclease activity; sequence-specific DNA binding. Lineage: Eukaryota; Metazoa; Chordata; Aves; Galliformes; Phasianidae. The transcript is spliced from 6 exons. The record is from RefSeq and is a predicted model, not a curated record. Gene Ontology annotation, cellular component: nucleus; cytoplasm.
GGAGCUCUCGGAGCCGGCGGGGAACGGGGCAGCGGGAGAGGCGUGAGGAGGGUGGACGGGGGGAGAGGACCGGCUCGGCUGGGCUGUGUGGUGCCCCAGCUGUUCCCUUGGCCGGGCCUGUGCUAGCUCUUGCGGUUCCCGUCCCUGCUGUUAAAAAACAUGCAGCAAAACCUGAAUUUGUUAUUGGGCCUGUAAAGUGUUAGGAAGUGUCUGUCAGAUCUCGCCGUCAGCCUGUGUGCUGCUCAGACAGAGCUUCCUCCGACCAGAAAGCAGAUAGCGUGGUCUUCCUUUGCUUUUCUCAUCUAUUUUCCUGUCGUUUUCUGAAACUCACAUUUCUGUUUAUGCAGCAGCCCCUCAUCUCUAUUUCUCUCCAAUUUUUUGCCCCUGCUUCAGGAGGACCUGGUCUUUCUUAUUUAUUUAUUUAUUUAUCUAUUUAUUUAUUUUCCUGUGAAUUAUUUUGAUGUUCCUAACGUCUGGUGCAAGGCAGAGAGCUGAAUGCUCUGCGCUGCUUCAAGGGCUUGUGUUAGUAACGUGCUCAGUGCUACAGGAAAAACAAAGCCCUGAACCCACGUCCUAACAGAAAAGAAGGGAAAAAUGAUGUUCAGUUUCCUCUUUUAGAAAGUAACAACGCCCACUUCUGGUUUGAGUUUGGGAUAAUAAACAAACGGAAGCAUUUUAAAAUCCAGUGUUCUUCUGUAACUUCUAAGUAGCUUCCUUUUGUUUGUCUUUUACGGAAAUUAAGAGAACUACACGUGUUCAGAAAGGUUUGCUAGUAUGCAAAUGUGCCAAAUAUUGGCCUCUGCUGGGAACACAAAGCUUGCAGCUGUCACGAGGAGGAGAUAACAAAGAGAAGUGGUUACAAUGUGAAUGAUUCUCUCCUUGGUGAAGGAGAGACUGAAGGAAGGAACAGGACCAAGUGCAAGUUGACAGUAAAAGGCAAUCCAGAAGAGAGGGGUUUUGAGUAAUGGUUUGAAAAGGGACACUAAGACAGGAGCAAGUAAUGGCAGUUGAAGGAAACAGCUUUUGCAGGGUAAAAAGAAGCCUUUAAAUGAGCGGAGUGUAAGGACCUAAGGUGCUGCACCACAGGAGGAUCAGGUGGCUUCAGAAAACGAAAGCACGAUAAUUUUCCACAUGGUCAAAGAAGAGAAGAAAAAGAGAAUGUUAAUCCUUCUUCUCCUUUGAUGACAUCUUUUAAAUCAUUUCAGCUGGAACUCGACACCAGGCAUGAUAAGUAUGAACGGCUUGUGAAGCUCAGUCGUGAUAUCACAAUCGAAAGCAAAAGAACGAUAUUUCUACUCCACAGGUAUAUCAGUGCUCCCAAUGGUGAAGAAGUACUAAAUGAAUCAGAAGUCAAGUUAGAUGGUGUCAGACGGAAGAUUAAGCAGGUUGCACAAGAGCUAAUAGGUGAAGACAUGUAUCAGUUUCACAGAGCUAUAUCUCCAGGACUUCAAGAAUAUAUUGAAGCUGUUUCAUUUCAGUAUUUUAUCAAAACCCGAUCUUUAAUUAGUGUUGAAGAGAUCAACAAACAACUAAUAUUUACAGCAGAAGACAGAGAAGAAACAACAAACAUGACCUCCAGUUCCCAGGAUAAACAACCACACACUUGGAGCCUGAAGGUGACACCUGUAGAUUACCUGCUGGGAGUGGCUGAUCUAACUGGAGAGCUGAUGCGACUGUGCAUCAGCAGUGUUGGCAACGGUGACAUCGACACACCUUUUGAACUGAGCCAGUUCUUACGUCAGAUUUAUGACGGUUUUACUUUCAUUGGCAACACUGGACCUUAUGAAGUAUCCAAGAAACUGUACACUUUGAAACAGAGUCUGGCAAAAGUAGAGAAUGCCUGCUACACGUUAAAAGUACGGGGCUCUGAAAUCCCAAAGCACAUGUUGGCUGAUGUGUUCUCCACCAAAACAGAAUUGAUUGACCAAGAGGAAGGCCUUUCUUAAAAUAAGGAGACUGUCACAGCCCAGAAAGGGAGAGGACUUACACAGAGAAAUCUUGUUAGUUAUGAUUUUUAGGUUUUUGACCCUCAACGCUUUUUAGGUAGAGACAUUUUUAGUUUUAUCUACGAGAAGAUUGUUUGCAAUAGUGAUUUGUAACCAAAAAUACUUUUUUAUGGUGUGCAAGAGAACAAAUGUUUGACUUUGUCCUCUCGGCAUGGAAUUUCCUGUAUUGCUCCAUUGUAUCCUCUUUCAGAAUGACCAAAUGUUGCACUGCGUUUUGCACCAGUGACUGUCAGUAGUGCCAGUCACCUUGAACAGGUGUGGUUGCUCUUAUCACUAAUUAGCAGUGGAAAAAAAUGGUCAGGUACUGGUUGUUCAGCAUUAUCUGUAGGUUUUUGCUGAGCUUUGUUUUCUGACUGUUUGGGUUCUAUCUUCACAUUGUAUCUAAAAUAGCACACCUACAUGUGUGAAAGUUCGACCUUUGACUUGAAGCUGAGGUGGUCUUGAAACUGAAGCUAAGUCAGCUUUUCUCCAGUUGGUAAUGAGGCUAAUUGCACCAGGCAUGUAUUACUGUGUACUCAUCAUUCUGGGACUCGGUUAAAAUUGAGCUCUGUUUUAGUUACACAGAUUCUUUAGAUAUUUUGAUAUGAGUUAGGAAAUCAUUUAAAAAUGUGGAACUUAAUGGUUUAUAUUUUGGUAACACGUUUUAAUGCAGAAUCUGCCAUUUUUGUAGACAAAAGCAGAAGAAAGACCUGCCAAGUAUACUUAACACACACAAAUUGGUUAAGGCAAGAGCUUCUUGAACAAAACCAAUGAGGCUUUGUGCUGGAAGUCUGUUCUCUGGUGUUUGUGCUGCCCUGAGGACCUCCAGUGGGGCUGAGCUGGUAGAAGUAUAGGAAGGGCCAGCAAAGCUUUAAAUAUCUGUUAGCAGGAACUAUAUCAUGUGCAUGUUCCUAUGGAAAGGAAAUUGCAAACAGAAAUAAGGCAGACAUUCUGACUUCCAGGUUUAUCUUUGAGGUGGGUAUGUCACCGCUGGCAAAAAAUCAGGGCUUUCUGCCGGUGUCUGAAGUUAUGGAAGUCUGAUAAUGUACGUUUUGCUAAAGGAAAACAGAUAAAACAACAUGAUCUUUAGACUCCAGGAAAUAGGCCUCCCAACUGCAAUUGAAAAUACUGCAUGUUUUUUAUUUUCACUUCCAUAUGCUGUGAUAGUGCCAAUAUUUUUCCCAUGAGCAUGUCCUGAGUAGCACGGAUCAUCUGAUACAUGGACAGGAAUGGGUAAAUAUAUUUCUGCCACAUUUUUCCAUUGUUUCCACAUAAAGCAGUAUGUGGUGGGUGCUUUAUUUUCU